UUCUCAGAAACUGCUCAACACGUUCAACUUCUCUUUUUCGAGAAAUUCUGAAAGGACGUCGCACAUUUUUUUAGUUGCUGUUGGAAGAGGUCAAUCCUGUCUUGUCUUUAACCCGCAGACUCUCUUUAUUUACAGCAGAUGCCACGGGAAUUCUGGCUUUCUUGCAAUUUUUCAACCCUUUCAAUGAGUUUUAGGGAUUGAUGAAUGGUGAAUUUGGAGUUUUGGGAACUUCAGUGAGGAUUAUUGGGUUUCUCAUACAUUCGGUGAUCAAUUCUGAUUUUGGUUAUUUUCUUGGAUAUAUAGUGCUGGCUCUGUGUUGUUUUUAGGAAUUUUUCAAUUUUAUUUGAUUCACUGACGGCCUCAUCUCUGAUUUUGGAUUAAAUAGGAAGGAAAGUUUGUUGCACUAUCUGGGACUCAAAUUCAUUUGUUUGCAAAUUUAAGUUAGGAGUUGGUACAUUGGAUUGGCUGUAAAAGCUAUGGAUCUAGGUAGGGAACGUUCAAUAGGAGAUGGGGAUUCAGAGGAGAUGGACAGAGAACCUUCUGGGGACACUCCUCUUAUGGGUGCCCCCUUCUAUCAAUCCCGUUUUCCAGGCAUGGUGAGACAGAAAGCCUAUAUAUUUGAUGGUUUUGGAAAUUAUUUCAACAAAGAAUGGGAUCUUGCUGAAGGCAGAGGCAAUGAAUUCUGUUGGUACCAUGUAGAACUUCCAAAAAGUAACCAGAAACUAUCACUGUCAGCACAAUGCCUCAUUGAUGUUCUUUGCCCUCCUUUGAAGCUCCAAGACAUUUUGGCACUAGUUAGCAAUGGACCAUAUUGUACUCAUGUUGAUGGGGCUCUUGUGUUUAGAGUUAAUUCUCCUGGCCCUCCUUCUAGUGAUUUUACGUUUAGAUUAGCUGCUAGAGUUACUGAGAAUUCAGUAAUUACUGUCUCAUUAGGUCGGGUUCCAAGAUUGGGUUUCUCGCCAAUAGGUCAGUCUCUACUCUCGGAGAUUCCUAGUGUGGAGAGUCCCCCUUCCCAUGAAGGGGAGCAAAAGGAACACGGUGGAAUUGUGAUUAAGGAGCAUGUUCUUGAGUUCUUACUAACAAUGAACCACUCUGAGGAGGCUGAUAAUCCUGUUCCAAGAAGCGUCUCAAAUCUUGUUGUUCACAUUAUUGACACACAUAUUGAUCACCUUCAAGAUGUGGUGACUAAACUUGAGAUAGAGCUAGAUUCUGUGGAGAUUGAACUUGACAAAGGUGGUUAUACUUUGAAGAAACAAAUGCUUGACGAUAGAAGAUUCCCUAAAAUGCAUCUUAAUCUACAACGUCUACUGCAGGUGAUUGCAUAUGGGGAGCAAGUAUUUCCACGAGUAAAAGAAAAAUGCUCGCCAAAAAGAUGGUUUUCCAUUGAAGACAUUAAUUCUCUAGAAGAGUUAAUUGGACAGCUGAGAAGGCUAAAAGAGAAUGCGGGGUUUAUUGCAAAUCGUAUCACAGCAAUUCAGGCCAGUCUGGAUAGCUGGCAAUCUGAGCAAAUAAAUAGGAAACUGUAUUAUCUUUCUUUCCUUUCAAUUGUGUUCCUUCCACUGUCUGUGAUCACUGGAGUGUUUGGCAUGAAUGUGGGAGGAGUUCCAUGGACAGGGCAAAAGGACCCAGAGUUGCAAGAUGGAUUCCGUAAUGUAAUGUUCCUCUGUCUGGUAAUGUUAAUUCUCCUGCUGCUGUGUUUCCUUUUCCCUUCACUUUACGUACGUUUAGCUGCUUGGAGGAGGAGGUGGGCUACAAGAAGAAGCUGGUCCUUCAACAGGAAGUCAUUUCUUUACAGAACCCAUGGGGGUGAAGAAAGAGGUGGUUACCUUCGCAUUUGAGCAAGUAAUCAACAAUAAUCUGAUAAUAUCACUGCAUGUAUUGGUUCAGGCUGAUUCACCUUGAUUUACUUCAGUCACACAAUUUAUCUUCUGAACUAGUAAAUGGUUCUUGAAUGACAAGUGCCUUCUCACAUAUAGCCAUUAGACAAUCAUCAGUAAAAUUAUUGACCCAUUGCCUAGAAAAUUCAAUUCUUUACACAAAUUUUCAGUAUGGUGGAAAUUUAGGUGAGCCUGUUUCCUAAUUGAUUCUGUUGGUAUUCAAACUUCGAUUGUAACUUACUGAUCUUUUUGAAACCUUUGAAGACAAUGUACAGGUUAUAACAUCUACCUUUCUUAAUGUA
Hevea brasiliensis (rubber tree) is the source of this 2179-nucleotide messenger RNA. RefSeq lists its product as uncharacterized. Gene Ontology annotation, molecular function: metal ion transmembrane transporter activity. Gene Ontology annotation, cellular component: membrane. Gene Ontology annotation, biological process: metal ion transport; transmembrane transport. Bases 477 to 1838 code for a protein of 453 amino acids. The transcript has 6 exons. NCBI's taxonomy places the organism in Eukaryota, Viridiplantae, Streptophyta, Magnoliopsida, Malpighiales, Euphorbiaceae. The record is from RefSeq and is a predicted model, not a curated record.